Messenger RNA from Scheffersomyces amazonensis, 1605 nucleotides. RefSeq lists its product as uncharacterized. The record is from RefSeq and is a predicted model, not a curated record. The transcript has a single exon. The coding region runs from base 320 to 1561 and encodes 413 amino acids. Gene Ontology annotation, molecular function: DNA-binding transcription factor activity, RNA polymerase II-specific. Gene Ontology annotation, biological process: regulation of transcription by RNA polymerase II. NCBI's taxonomy places the organism in Eukaryota, Fungi, Ascomycota, Pichiomycetes, Serinales, Debaryomycetaceae.
CAAGAAGGUUUCCAUGAAGCCUACCAAUCAACAAGGACGAACAAGCAGACAGAAAGGUAUCACAAGAUCUCGAACAGGAUGUCUUAAUUGUAAGAAGCUAAAAAUAAAGGUAUGUAACAUUGGUAAUUUUUUUGUGUGUAUAGGUAUACUGUGUAUAAGUGAGGUAUACUAACUAGUAAAAUAGUGUGACGAAGGUAAACCCAAGUGUGAGUAUUGCAUUCAUCGUAAUUGUGAAUGUAUAUACCCUCAACCAAGUCACCCUCAAGUGGUAAAUAUUGGAGAACCAUUUGAAACAGGUGAUGAGGAUACAUUAUGGAGAAUGGCCACUCUAACAAAAAUAGUCAAUUCAAUUCAUGAAAGAGACUAUACUCAUCUGCUUACAGAACAAUUAUUAUUAACACAAGCAACUACACAAUUAGGGAUCUCUAAAUUUGAAUUACGGCUAUUAGAUUUCUUUAAUAGUUACUGUAUAUUUGGAUUCUCUUUUGGAGUUCAUCCUCAGAUUCAUCGAGCAUGGAAGAAUGAAAUACCUCGACUAUUCAUGCACAGUGAACUUGUUAGAAACAGUGUAUUAUCAUAUGCUUCUUUAAACUUGUUCCCUCUAUGUGAUCUAGAAUAUGUAUUCUCGCAAGAUGAAUCUAUGAGUAAAAUUAAGUUCAAUAGUAAUGUUGAAUCUAUAUAUAAAGGAAAAGUCGGAUUAAUAGAUGAUGGAGAAGAUGAUGCACAAGAAAAUAUCUAUAUUAAAGCAUCCAAUUACUUUCUGGAUACAUUAAUGAUGAAGAAUCAACUUUUAGCAAAGCAAAAGGAGAUCUUUUAUGGUCCUAGUUUUAUUGAAGUUGGACCUGCUACAGAAUUGUUUGUAUCGAGUGUAUUAAUCUUUUCAUUUCUUGCAUUACAUCCUCAUAAAUUAGUACCUCUCGUAUCAUUUAAUGAGGAUGAACAUGAACCAGAUUUCUUAUCUAUAUGUAAAGGUAUACGACAAACAAUAGUAGCAUAUUCUGCCGCAAUAACGAAUAGUCCCUUUGGAUUAUUGUUUAUAUUUGAUACCGGUAAGAAAGUCCCCUCAAUUAAAGAAUGUCUGUAUCCAUUAAUUGUUAGUUUGAUUAGAGAUUUAAAUGCCGAAUUUGAUAAUAAAGAUCUUACAUCAACUCUGACACAUGAAUAUCAAGUAUUAAGAGAAACAAUUGAAGUAUUACAUGAAUGUAUGUAUAAGGCCACAUCAUUUGGAUAUCCUGUACCUGUAUUUAGAUGGAUAUUAAUAAUUCCACAUGAAUUCCGUCAAUUAGUAUAUCAAAAGAAUUUCUUUGCCUUAAGACUAAUAUAUGUAUUUGCUAGUUUAUGUUCAAUGACAAGGUUUCAAUUAUUUAGAGAUUCUAAUAUGUGGGUAGACUAUAUGGAAUGGUAUAAAUCUUACAAUUUCAAAUUAUACAAUGGAGCUUGGAAGUAUAGUUUAGAUGAUAGACUUUACUAUCUUGCUGAAAUUAAAUCGUUUAGAUUUGGACUACUUCAGCGGUUGGAUCUUCUGGACUUUGAUCCCGAGUUCUUAGCACAAGUGGUGUAAUUACUAAUAUUAUAGAGCAAUAAAUAUAUUGAAUAGUUGAUAAU